CGGGGCGAGUGGACCAUUCGCUUCCGGUACCAAGGUGCCUGGGCUGGGGUGGCGGAGGAUUGAAGUCCGCGGUUCUUCAGCGUUGAACUUUCUGGUGGGUUGUUCGCGCAGCCGGAGGCCGUAGAGCGGAUUCGCUCCGGCUCCGGGAAGCUCCGAGGCGUCGCAACUGGCGCACAGGCCCCGGGGCCCGCCGGCUGCGCCAUGGUCCAGCUCACUACUGUCCUUUGCAAGGCCUACCGUGGAGGCCACUUAACCAUCCGUCUUGCGCUCGGUGGCUGUACCAACAGGCCUUUCUACCGCAUCGUGGCUGCUCACAACAAGUGUCCCAGGGAUGGCCGUUUCGUAGAGCAGCUGGGCUCCUAUGAUCCAAUGCCUAACAGUCAUGGAGAGAAACUCGUUGCUCUCAACCUGGACCGGAUCCGGCAUUGGAUUGGCUGUGGAGCCCACCUUUCAAAGCCUGUGGAAAAGCUUCUGGGUCUUUCUGGCUUUUUCCCUCUGCACCCGAUGGUGAUCACAAAUGCUGAGAGGCUGCGACGGAAACGGGCACGAGAAGUCCUUUUAGCGGCUCAGAAAACAGAUACAGAGGCUACAGAAACAAAAGAGAACUGACUUCAGUGAACAUAAAAGUGGGAACAAACUUGAAGUCCUCUUAAAAUAUUUGUGCAGAAUUCUUAGUUUUAUUAUAUUUGGAGGUCAAUAAAUGGAAUUUUUAAAGUCA
Dama dama (fallow deer) is the source of this 718-nucleotide messenger RNA. RefSeq names its product mitochondrial ribosomal protein S16 (gene MRPS16). Gene Ontology annotation, molecular function: structural constituent of ribosome. The record is from RefSeq and is a predicted model, not a curated record. Gene Ontology annotation, biological process: mitochondrial translation. Gene Ontology annotation, cellular component: mitochondrial small ribosomal subunit; ribosome. Bases 202 to 609 code for a protein of 135 amino acids. The transcript has 3 exons. Lineage: Eukaryota; Metazoa; Chordata; Mammalia; Artiodactyla; Cervidae.